GGAAGAGAGGUAAUGGCGACGCCAACGGGGUUGAAGUCCCCUCGUACGUUACUAAGUCAAAAGAAGCGAAGUAAGAAUAUCCUGACGAGGAUACGACAGAGUCAAAUCACGGGCCAUGGAAUCACACGAGGAACACAGGUCCCAGAGGCGCUGCUUGUGGAGCGGGACAAGCAGGCCCGAUGGCAGGGCAUCCCCGUGCUGCUGCUCCGGCUCCAUGAGAGCAGCCACCCCAACAGCGACAUGUCCCAAAUACACAACGUAGUCAAGGACAUGUCAUCGCUCCUGUCCAUGGAGGCCAUGACGUUUGUGACCGAGGACAGGAAGACAUCUCAGGAGUCCACCUUCCCCAACACCUACACCUUCGACCUGUUUGGAGGAGUCGAUCUGUUAGUGGAGAUUCUCAUGAGACCCACGCUGACGACACAGAAAGAGGCGCCCAAGAUGAGUGACGACCUUGUUAAAGACUGUCUGAGCGUCCUUUACAAUUGCUGCAUAUGUACAGAUGGGAUCACAAAAAGCCUGGCGUCACGUGACGACUUCAUCAUGUUCCUCUUUACGCUGACGUCCAACAAGAAGACCUUCCUGCAGACGGCCACGUUGAUAGAGGACAUCCUGGGGGUGCGGAAGGAGAUGAUCCAUCUAGAAGACAUCCCCAACCUGGGCAGCCUGGUGCAGAGCUUCAACCAGCAACAGCUGGCCAACUUCUGCCGCAUUCUGUCAGUCACCAUCUCCGAGCCCGACGUGGCAGCCGACGACAAGCACACGCUGCUGGCACGCAACGCCCAGCAGAGGGCCAACGCCAACCCCUCCCGCGCCGAGCUCAACCAGGUGUCCCUGAUGAACAUCCCGGGCUUCAUUGAGCGGCUGUGCAAGCUGGCGACACGCAAGGUGUCAGAGGCCACGGGCACGGCCACCUUCCUGCAGGAGCUGGAGGACUGGCACGCCUGGCUGGACAAUGCGCUGGUGCUGGACGCACUCAUGCAGAUGGCCACUGAGGAGGCCGAACACAGCAGCACCGAGUCGUCGGAUGAGAGUUCCCUGACGGCGAGUCCACUGGGGGGCCACCGGUUACCGCAGUCCAUGAAGAUCGUGCAUGAGAUCAUGUACAAGGUGGAGGUGCUGUACGUGCUGUGUGUCAUGCUCAUGGGCCGACAGAGGAACCAGGUCCAUCGGAUGCUGGCCGAGUUCAAGCUGAUUCCUGGCCUCAACAACCUGUUUGACAAACUGAUCUGGAGGAAACACACAGCCAACCAUGUGCUGCACGCCCAGAACCAGAACUGUGACUGCAGCCCGGAAAUCUCCUUCAAGAUCCAGUUCCUCCGGUUGCUUCAGAGCUUCAGUGACCACCAUGAAAACAAGUACCUGCUCCUCAACCAGCAGGAGUUGAAUGAGCUCAGCGCCAUCUCGCUCAAGGCGAAUAUUCCCGAGGUCGAGGCACUUGUUAACACUGACAGAAAUCUGGUGUGUGACGGGAAGAAGGGUCUAUUAACACGCCUCAUUUCGGUCAUGAAGAAAGAACCGGCGGAUUCAGCUUUUAGAUUUUGGCAGGCUCGUGCUGUGGAGAGUUUUCUGCGUGGGGCCACCUCGUACGCUGACCAGGUGUUCCUGCUGAAGAGAGGCCUGCUGGAGCACAUCCUGUUCUGCAUCAUUGACAGCGGCUGCAAGUCUCGUGACGUGCUGCAGAGCUACUUCGACCUCCUGGGGGAACUAAUGAAGUUCAACCUGGACGCCUUCAAGCGAUUCAACAAAUAUGUCAACACGGUGGACAAGUUCCAGGCGUUCCUGAACCAGAUCAACAGCUCUCUGGUGGACUCCAACAUGCUGGUGCGCUGCAUCGUCCUCUCGCUAGACCGCUUCGAGAGCCAGACGGAUGACAUGAGAGUGGUGGAGGUGCUGUCUGAGUGCUGGCUGCUCUCCCACAUGGCUCGCGUGGACAGUCGGCUCCUCUUCCUCUUCCGACUAGUCAACAUCAUCAACGUCCAAACCCUCACUCAGGAGAACGUGAGCUGCCUGAACACCAGCCUGGUGAUCCUGAUGCUGGCGCGGCGGCGGGGCAAGCUGCCCUUCUACCUGGGCGCCUUCCGGGAGAAGGAGUACGCCGAGAAGUACCCCGGCUGCCUGCUCAACAACUUCCACCACCUGCUACACUUCUGGCAGCACCACUACCUCAACAAAGACAAGGACAGCACCUGCCUGGAGAACAGCUCCUGCAUCCCGUUCAGCUACUGGAAGGAGACGGUGUCGGUGCUGCUGUCCAGAGACGUCUCCUCCCCCUGUGCCAUAGCCAGCUACAUCGACGAGCCCUACCUGGACCUGGACAGAGACUUCCUGGAGGUUUAACCCCUUAUGCACCCCCCUGACCCCCCACACCCACAGGGGGCGACAGUCAACAAGAGGAUGGAGAGGAGGCUACGUAGAGAGUGAUUUUGGCCAGCAGGGCUGAUCACCAAGCAGACUGGGGCUCUACUCUCUCUCCUCUCUCACAGCCCUGCAGGUCACACAGCUCCAAUGCCCAGACGAUGGGAAUGUUCUUCAGGGAUUUAUUGCUGUAUAGACUGUGUGCGUACGCGCGUGUACGGUGUGUGUUAACUGUAGUGAAAUCUCGCACAAUUUGCUCUUGCAAAAGCAGAGUGUACGUGAGCUUGAAUGUAUGUCAGGUGCCUGUGUGAGGUGAGAUGCAUGAUGUAUGAGUCUUUGUAAAUCUUGGUAUGUGUGUUGGUGCUGUAGGUCUGUGCCUGCCUGCCUGCGCGUGCGUGCUUGCGUGUGCAUACAUGUGUGAAUGUGUGAAUUUGCAGCUGUGCGAAAUCUAAAGUAGCGAUGCUGUGUGUCUCCGGGCCUACAGAACGGGGCGAGCGUGGACUUUGCUCUCCACAGGCGCCACCCCACAUGCUUGUCCAACCGGCCGCCCAGCCCUACUCUGAACAACCAGAGUGGGGUCCACUCCUUUCCUUGUGGGGGUGAGGGGUGGUGUUUUUGUUGGGUGUCAAGAAGGACUUAAAAAAUAAAAGAAGAAGAAAGCCUACCGUCCCAGAACCCUCCACAACACACCGCCCCUUCACCUCUCCUUUUCAGAAGAACAAAAGAAAGCAAAACAAAAAUGAUUUCAGGGACACUCUUGUGGUUGUUUUGUUUUAUUGUUGGUUUGCUAAGGAUUGAUUUCAGCUUAUAUAUUUAAAAUAUUAUAUAUAUGCAGCUCCUUCACAGAUGGACAGAUUAAUAAGAAGUGUAAAAGUAAAAAAAAAUAAACUUGAUUUUAAGUAAAAUAAACCUGAUUGUCAUAGUCUGUCAAAUCACAA
Engraulis encrasicolus (European anchovy) is the source of this 3296-nucleotide messenger RNA. RefSeq names its product short transient receptor potential channel 4-associated protein-like. The record is from RefSeq and is a predicted model, not a curated record. The transcript is spliced from 19 exons. Gene Ontology annotation, cellular component: Cul4A-RING E3 ubiquitin ligase complex. Gene Ontology annotation, biological process: ubiquitin-dependent protein catabolic process. Lineage: Eukaryota; Metazoa; Chordata; Actinopteri; Clupeiformes; Engraulidae. Bases 13 to 2340 code for a protein of 775 amino acids. Gene Ontology annotation, molecular function: phosphatase binding.